Olea europaea var. sylvestris is the source of this 1981-nucleotide messenger RNA. RefSeq names its product ankyrin repeat-containing protein BDA1-like. Bases 457 to 1890 code for a protein of 477 amino acids. The record is from RefSeq and is a predicted model, not a curated record. NCBI's taxonomy places the organism in Eukaryota, Viridiplantae, Streptophyta, Magnoliopsida, Lamiales, Oleaceae. Gene Ontology annotation, molecular function: protein phosphatase regulator activity; protein phosphatase 1 binding. The transcript is spliced from 2 exons. Gene Ontology annotation, cellular component: plasma membrane.
ACCCAACAGCAAGAAGCAACAUAACCCUAAUUACUACACUCUGAAACAAAUUCAAUGAAAAGGUGUGCAGAACAAGCAAAUAAAUGGGGAGCAAACAGUUGUAAAGAACCAACAGGCAAAAUGCACAAGUGAAUUGCAUUAAGAGAGAAUUUAACUGAUAAUCAACUUUCUAGAAGUGAAUUAGUCUGUGGUUUCUACAUGCCUUGACCUUAUGAACAAAAAGAAAUUAUGUUAUAUCCUUUUCAAAAGUCAGCAGUCUAGAUUGGAGGCUGCAUAGAAAAGUAAAAUCAUCCAUUAGUAGAGGAGGAGAUUGCAGAGCAAGAAUAAUCAGUAGUCCAUAGAAAGGAAAUUCUUAAUUGACGAACAUUUUUAUGGAUUUAAAUGUUCAAUAAUUUUACAAAUACUCGUUUUUUUGUAGCGGAUCUGUGAGGAUAACAGGUAGAACAUCCCAGGAAAAUGAAAUUUGGGAGCUUGCUUGCUGGUGAGAAAGAAGAGCAGCUUGAGAAUGAAAAAACAAUAGAGAAAAAGCUUCACGAAGCUGCCAUAAAUGGAGAAAUUCCAAUUCUGUUGCAACUUAUUCAAGAAAAUCCCCAAAUUCUUACCUCAAAAUUUUCUUCUAUACCCAAUAAUCCUCUGCACACAGCAGUGCUGCUUGGGCACCUUGAUUUCACCAAAGAACUCCUCAAUCGGAACCUACAAAUGGCAAAUUCGUUGAAUUCACACGGUUCAUCGGCUCUUCACUUGGCAUCAGCAAAGGGGAAUUUGGGUAUAGUGAAAUAUCUACUUUUAAUCAAUCCUGAUAUUUGCUCUGUUUUGGAUCGUGAUGGGAGGAAUCCGCUUCAUCUGGCGGCGAUUAAAGGCCGCGUGGCUGUUUUGGGUGAACUUUUGCGGUCUAAGCCGGAGGUAGCGCGUGAGUUGACCGGGCGUGGAGAGACUUGUUUGCAUCUUUGCGUGAAGUACAAUCGCUUUGAAGCCCUGAAAGUUUUGGUGGCAUUUAUGAAGAAAGAUGAUCAGUUUGUGAAUUGGAAGGAUUCUGAUGGCAAUACUAUUUUACAUGUAGCAGUUGCCAAGAAACAGAUUGAGGUUAUCAAUUACCUGCUUGCCAAUACAAGAGUAGAGAUAGGGGCAAGAAAUGCGAAUGGUUGGACAGCACUGGAUGUCUUGAUGCAAAGCCCGGGAGACACGAGGGACUUGGAAAUCAAGCAAUGUCUUCUACAUAGAAGCGUUUCAAGAACCGAGCACACACCAUUUCUUCCAUUCGAUACAGUACUUCCUGAAAAUGACACUACAAGAAAGCAGCCCAAAAAGCACAAACACACAGACUGGUUGGGGAGGAAAAGAAACGCCCUAAUGAUAGUAGCAUCCCUACUUGCAACAGUAGCCUUUCAAGCUGGAUUAUCUCCACCAGGCGGCGUUUGGCAAGGAGAUUACGAGGGAAUUCCCAAUGGCACCAAAGCGCAGAAACCACACGAGGCUGGACAAUCCAUAAUGGCAUAUACUCUUCCUCCGGCAUACAACCAAUACAUGAUUUUCAACACCAUUGCUUUCUUGGCAUCAUUGAGCAUAAUUUUGUUACAAGUCAGCGGCUUACCUUUAAGAAGACGACGGUGGAUGUGGACACAAAUGGUUACAAUAUGGAUUGCUAUAACGGCGCAAACUAUAACAUAUUUCAUCACCUUCAUUAAUAUGACUCCUGAUCAUGUUACAGAUACUGUCAAUUAUGUGAUUAAGGUUUAUGUUUUGGGUUGGCUAUCACUUAUGGGCAUUGUGUUUAUCGGUAAUAUCAGUCGAGCCAUGUUAUAUGUGCUUAGAAAAUAUGGUUAUGUUAAGGAAAAGGAGAGAAGAGAGCCUUUAGUUUAUGUAGAAGAAGAGGAAAAUGAUGAGCUUUGAUUCUGAGAAAUGCAUGUAUGUCUUCAACGAUUUAAAUUUUUUAUACGCUGUAAUUAAAAUUUCCGUACGUACAAACUAAUUCUUUCUUCCA